Molecule: messenger RNA, 1209 nt
Organism: Dreissena polymorpha
Lineage: Eukaryota; Metazoa; Mollusca; Bivalvia; Myida; Dreissenidae
Product: cyclin-dependent kinase 17-like
Exons: 12
Coding region: 223-1194 (323 amino acids)
Biological process (GO): protein phosphorylation
Cellular component (GO): cytoplasm; nucleus
Molecular function (GO): protein kinase activity; ATP binding
Source: RefSeq, a predicted model, not a curated record
UAAGCGCCGAAAAUCCACAACAAUGAAAAUGGCCUCUCAGCUGUCUGUUAUCAUUGUUUAAGUGGAGGGGCUGAUGUUUCGGUAGCUGUGGAAGCUCAAAAAUAAAUAUUUAGGUGGAAGCCCCCAGUCCUAAACAGAAACCAGGGGGCCAGUGCCGGUUACUCCGCCCUCAAUCAACCCGUGCCACGUCGGUGGCAGAGCGGCAUACAGCACCUCACGAAAAUGAUGAAUCUGAAAAAACUGAAGAGGCGACUGUCCUUGACCUUCAAAGGAAGCCGAGGAAUUGAAACCAGUCUGUCUGAUCUGGCGGAACAGAUGACAAUAGAGGACACAAAUGGAAUCACCAAGGAGGCAAAUCCAGGUGUGAUAACAGAGUCUCAGUCGCACUCCCGGAUACAGAUCCAGCUCGGUGCUGAUGAGGAUGACCUCCCAAACCGGGAUGAGAAGUUGGACUACGUGUCCCCUGUCCGCAUGAGGAACAGACGCAGAUUCAGUGAGGAGGUGACAAAGCGUCUCUCGUUGCCAGCAGAUAUCCGGAUUCCAAGUCACUUCCUGUCCAGGCAGAGUCUCACCCCAGAAGGACAGCUUAGCAGACGGUCACGGAGAAAAUCUUUGUCGGAAAUUGGAUUUGGAAAGAUAGAGUCCUAUACAAAACUAGAUAAGCUCGGAGAGGGCACGUAUGCUACUGUGUUCAAAGGGAAGAGUCGACUGACAGACAAUCUGGUGGCCUUGAAGGAAAUACGACUAGAACAUGAAGAAGGCGCACCUUGCACCGCUAUUCGUGAAGUGUCGCUAUUGCGGGAACUCAAACAUGCAAAUAUCGUCACACUGCACGAUAUCGUCCACACAGAAAAGUCUCUCACCCUAGUCUUUGAAUAUCUUGAGAAAGAUUUGAAGCAGUAUAUGGAUGACUGCGGCAACAUUCUGAGCAUGACAAACGUCAAGAUAUUCCUCUACCAGCUCCUACGAGGUCUGGCCUACUGCCACAAGCGUCAGGUGCUGCAUCGUGACCUAAAACCACAGAACCUGCUCAUCAACGAGCGAGGGGAACUGAAACUGGCGGACUUUGGUUUGGCACGGGCCAAGUCUAUACCAACGAAGACAUAUUCCAAUGAAGUUGUAACUUUAUGGUAUCGCCCACCAGAUGUUUUGCUAGGUUCCACAGAAUACGGAACACCCAUAGAUAUGUGGUAAGUGGAACAACUCGAA